Synchiropus splendidus (mandarinfish) is the source of this 3219-nucleotide messenger RNA. RefSeq names its product acyl-CoA synthetase short chain family member 1 (gene acss1). Gene Ontology annotation, molecular function: acetyl-CoA synthetase activity; AMP binding. The record is from RefSeq and is a predicted model, not a curated record. The transcript has 14 exons. Gene Ontology annotation, cellular component: mitochondrion. The coding region runs from base 118 to 2163 and encodes 681 amino acids. Lineage: Eukaryota; Metazoa; Chordata; Actinopteri; Syngnathiformes; Callionymidae.
AAGCACCUCCUCCCGCGGCUAGUUUCCCUUCACUGGAGGAAAAGUUCGGCUGCUGUCCUCCGAUGAAGAAACUUUAAAACACGUUCUUACUUUUUGUUUGUUUGUUUGUUUUUCAUAAUGUGGCUUACUUGCGGAUGCUCCAGGUUCGCAGUCUUCUCUCAGGGUCGACGCGCGUUCGGGUCUUUUAUUGAUGUCUCGGGGAAACGACGGUGCAACACCGCAGCCUUCAUGCCGGAGGCUGCAGGCUUCCAGGGGGUGCGCGACCGCGCCGCUCUGCACGACUUCUCCGUCUCCAACACUGACGCUUUCUGGGCCGCUGUGGCGCGUCAGAGGCUCAGCUGGAUCCGACCGUUCGACAAGGUCCAAGACUGUGACCUGAACAGAGGCAAGGUGAAGUGGUUCGAUGGAGGACAGCUCAAUGUGUCUGUGAACUGCCUGGACCGACAUGUACACACCUGUCCAGACAGAGUGGCUCUAAUCUGGGAAAAGGAUGAGCCAGGUUCCGAGGUGAAGGUCACCUACAGGCAGUUGUUAGAAAUGACAUGUCGGCUUGGCAACCUCCUGAGACGACACGGGGUGAAGAAGGGAGACUGCGUCACCAUUUACAUGCCGCCCUGUCCGCUGGCUGUGGCGUCCAUGUUGGCCUGUGCGAGGAUCGGCGCGGCGCAUAAUGUGGUGUUCGCCGGGUUCAGUGCCGAGGCCCUGGCUGAGAGAAUCAGAGACGCUCAAUCCAACACGGUGAUCACGGUCAACCAGGGCGUCAGAGGUGGGAAGGUCGUGCAGCUGAAGAAGACGGUGGACACAGCGGUCGAGGACUGUCCUACGGUGAAGCAGGUGUUCGUGGCCAAGAGAACGGACACUCCUGUCGCCAUGACAGCCAAAGACAUCCCACUGGAUGAGGAGAUGCAGAAAGAGGACGUGGUCUGUGAACCGGCAGCUAUGGACAGCGAGGAUGUUUUGUUCCUUCUUUACACGUCAGGCAGCACCGGGAAGCCCAAGGGACUGGUCCAUACCCAGGCGGGGUACCUGCUCUACGCUGCCUUCACACAGAGGUAUGUCUUCAACUACCACGACGGCGACAUUUUUGGCUGUGUGGCAGACAUUGGCUGGAUCACGGGGCACAGCUACACCGUCUACGGGCCCCUAGCUAACGGAGGGACCACAGUGCUGUUCGAGAGCACCCCCAUUUACCCAAACCCAGGACGGUACUGGGAAAUGGUUCAGAGACUGAAGAUUAACCAGUUUUAUGGGGCUCCGACGGCGAUCCGCCUGCUGCUGAAGUACGGAGAUGAGUGGGUGCACAAGUACGACCGCUCCAGUCUCAAGACUCUAGGCUCUGUGGGAGAGCCCAUCAACACAGAGGCGUGGGAGUGGUACCAUCAAGUGGUCGGUGAGGGACGCUGCCCCGUGGUGGACACGUGGUGGCAAACAGAAACGGGAGGCAUCUGCAUCGCCCCAAAACCCUCGGAGCCGCACGCAGAGAUCAUCCCAGGGCUGGCCAUGAGACCCUUCUUUGGGAUCAAGCCGGUGCUGAUGGACAACAAGGGUCAAGAGGCGACCUCCAACGACACAUCUGGAGCCCUGUGCAUCGCCCAGCCGUGGCCCGGCAUGGCCCGAACUAUUCAUAACAACCACCAGAGAUUUGUGGAGACCUACUGCCAGCAGUACCCAGGCUACUUCUUCACCGGUGACGGCGCCCAUCGCUCCACAGAAGGUUACUACCAGAUCACGGGUCGGCUUGAUGACGUCAUCAACGUGAGCGGCCACAGGAUCGGAACGGCGGAGAUUGAGGACAUAGUGAAUCUUUGCCCUGAAGUUGCGGAAUCAGCAGUUAUCGGCUGCUCACAUCAGAUCAAAGGACAAGGGAUUUAUGCUUUUGUGGUGCUGAAAAAGAAUGUGGAUGCUUCAGUCGACGAGAUCAUCUCUCAACUGAACAGCAUGGUCUCCACAAAGAUCGCAAAGUACGCCUGUCCGGAUCACGUCCAGGUUGUGCAGCGUCUCCCGAAGACACGCUCGGGGAAGAUCAUGCGGCGAGUGCUGAGGAAGGUGGUGGAGCAGGAUUUGGACAGUCUGGGUGACCUCAGCACUCUGGACGACCCUGUGGUGGUGCAGGAGGUCAUCCAGGGUCACAGGGAGCUGCUCUCUAAACAGCAGCAAGCGUAAUGACUGGGGGUUAACCGCCGACACAAAUGAAAUCAGCCAAGUCUUAAUGUGUUGUACAAAAACGUUUUAAUCGUAAACUUAGUGGUUUGUGUAAAAGGUGAAACACCGUUUGAUUGUUGAACACCACAGCUGCUCAUCACAACAUUAUGAAUCCAUGAUAAGUGUAGCUUCUUCCCACAAAGUGGAGCCCUCGUGCUCCCAAACCACACUUUUACAGUAGACGUCAGACUUCAGUACCUGAUUGAAGCUACUGCGGAGAAUGAAGGAGCGUGUUCUUUCUUCACGUCCAACCACUUGACCUUCUUUAAAAAUCUGUGCCUCCACUUCCUGCCUUUAAGUGUGUCAGCUCCCAUCUGCCUCCGCCGCAGAGCUUCAGCUGCAUGUCGUGAUACUGGGAGCAGAGUUACACAAACAACACUGUGAAGACGCAACCAUGUUCUCUUCAACGGUCCAUGUAUUUUUAAGUGGAAUAUUCCUGUGAAACUAAAGGCAGUGAUUCUCAAUAUGUGGUCCAGUUUUUUUUCAUGUAGCAAGCCGCACGAAUCUUCACAAGAACAUCCCAUAAGCAACCCAAGUAAAAAGGACAAAACUGCUUGUUUUCAGAAGAGACAUUAGUGCCAAGAAUUAUUUACUUUUUUGUCAUUUUAAAGAGCAGUUUAACUGACCUUCUCCAGGCUGCUCCGAUGUCCCACACUGACCAGUGUCAUUCCCAGCUGCUUACAGGUCCAGUACAGCUGCGCUUCCGCCUCCUCAGACAGAGCACUAGUGGCCUCAUCCAGUACUGCAGACAGGCAGAAACACCUACUAGAACCUCCGUCAUACAACAUGUUAAAACUACUCAGCGUGUAUGUGUUAGCUUACAAAAACUUCAGUAUACUGGUGUAACAACAUUAAAUUCUGUGCACAAAUAAAAGUGUUUACAAUAAUAAUGGUGAUAACUGACCAGAUAGUUGACACUGUAGAUUUAAAAAAACAUAUUUUAAAAAUUAAAUUUUAAUUUAUUUAAAAAAACAAUGGAUGUUCAAAAAGUAGAAUUACUUAACAAAAGUCAGACGA